UUGGCUUGGUCAAGAUGCCUCUCGUCCGCAUGGAAGUGAGCGAUUUCAAGUCAUGUCGGGCCCACCAAGUCAUCGGACCCUUCAAGAAUUUCACCACCGUUAUCCUCACGAAACGCCGGCAUGCUCUCCUCGAGCUUCCUUCCUCGGAACGUGUUGCUAUGCAAGCGAUUUGGCACUCCUCAGGGAUGUGUAUAUGAGGUUGGCGUCAGGUUAUCCUCCCCCAUUCGGUUUCUCAUGUACUAAACG
Molecule: messenger RNA, 246 nt
Organism: Suillus clintonianus
Lineage: Eukaryota; Fungi; Basidiomycota; Agaricomycetes; Boletales; Suillaceae
Exons: 3
Coding region: 15-197 (60 amino acids)
Source: RefSeq, a predicted model, not a curated record